CGUCAAGUGUCCGUUCACUACUAACCGUUUUUCUGAAACUCCGCUGCUCUCUGUGUCUCCCUCCAAGAGUCCAAAUGCGGAAGUGAAAAAAAUCCCUAACUUCUCCACUGCAAACCUGAAAACCUAAAUCAUCAAAUUUGAACCGACUCAACUCUAUGGACACUCACUCUCACUUAACUGCACCUAAUCGCUCUCGCAGCUCUCAAUCUCCGUCUCCUUCGCACUCGGCCUCGGCCUCGGCCUCCGCCUCUGCAACCUCUUCCAUCCACAAACGGAAACUCGCCGCGGCUGCGGCGGCGUACGACGACCACUUGCCACCAUUUGCUCCGUCUUCUCUGUCCGCAGACACUCGCGACGGCGCUCUCACCUCCAACGACGACCUUGAGAGCAUCUCCGCUCGCGGCGCCGACUCUGACUCCGAUGACGCUGAAGAUUCCGACACCGUCCUCGACGAUGACGAGGAAGACUUCGACAACGAUUCCUCCAUGAGAACGUUCACCACAGCCCGCCUCGAGACCACUAACGCCGCUGGCAGCAGCAGCCGGAACACGAAGAUCAAAAUGGAGAACACGAAUGUCAAGAUUGAAAAUUCUGAUAGCGGGAAGGACGGUGGGCACACAGGGACUGGUGCAGUGGGGCCUGCUGCAGCGGGGAGUUCUGGGCCAGGGAUUGUGGUGAAGGAGGAUUCUGUUAAAAUAUUUACGGAAAAUUUGCAGGCUAGUGGAGCUUAUAGCGCGAGAGAAGAGAGUUUGAAGAGAGAGGAGGAAGCAGGAAAACUCAAGUUUGUGUGUUAUUCAAAUGAUGAUGUUGAUGAGCAUAUGGUUUGGCUGAUAGGAUUGAAGAAUAUAUUUGCGAGGCAGUUGCCUAACAUGCCCAAGGAGUACAUAGUUCGACUUGUGAUGGAUAGAAGCCACAAAUCUGUGAUGAUUAUUAGACGCAAUCAGGUGGUUGGUGGUAUCACUUAUCGUCCAUAUGUCAGUCAGAGGUUUGGGGAGAUAGCUUUUUGUGCAAUCACCGCAGAUGAACAAGUAAAAGGUUAUGGCACGAGAUUGAUGAAUCACUUAAAGCAGCAUGCACGUGAUGUUGAUGGGUUAACACAUUUUCUGACGUAUGCUGACAAUAAUGCUGUUGGUUAUUUUAUCAAGCAGGGUUUCACAAAAGAGAUUUACUUGGAGAAAGAUCGAUGGCAAGGGUAUAUUAAAGACUAUGAUGGAGGUAUCUUAAUGGAAUGCAAGAUUGAUCAAAAACUUCCUUACACUGACUUAUCAACCAUGAUUCGUCGUCAGAGACAGGCAAUUGAUGAAAAGAUAAGAGAGCUAUCCAAUUGUCAUAUCAUCUAUCCUGGAAUUGAUUUUCAAAAGAAAGAAGCUGGUAUUCCCAAGAAAAUCAUCAAAGUCGAGGAUAUUCCUGGCUUGAGGGAGGCUGGGUGGACUCUUGAUCAAUGGGGCCAUUCACGUUUCAGAACAUUAAACACUGCUACGGAUAGUGCCACAAAUCAAAAACAUUUGACUGCAUUUAUGCGCUCACUUUUAAAGUCAAUGCAUGACCAUGUGGAUGCUUGGCCAUUUAAGGAACCAGUUGAUGCUCGUGAUGUCCCUGAUUAUUAUGACAUCAUCAAGGAUCCCAUGGAUCUGAAGACGAUGUCAAAAAGGGUAGAGUCAGAACAAUACUAUGUAACACUUGAGAUGUUCAUUGCUGAUGUUAAGAGGAUGUGUGCCAAUGCACGGACAUACAACUCACCUGAUACCAUUUAUUAUAAGUGUGCAACCAGGCUGGAAGCCCAUUUUCAAAGCAAGGUUCAGUCAGGCAUCCAAUCUGCAUAUUGCCAGAGGAAAUUUGGAAGAGUGGGUUUGCCUUUGGCAGUUGUCAGGUUCUUGAACUGCGUGGAUGGUCACAACUUUUUACCAAGCUUGGCGGGCGUACAUCCAUCAAUGGUGGGCCUUUUGAUAGUUCAUUGACGACCAUUGUUGCUAUUUUUCAGGGAUGGCAAUGAUGAUGUUACCAUAUUUUUUGUAUUCUAUCCUAUCGUUUCUACCAAAUAACAAUAUACAGCCUGGAAGCUGAUGUUUUUUAA
Messenger RNA from Populus trichocarpa (black cottonwood), 2074 nucleotides. RefSeq names its product histone acetyltransferase GCN5. Gene Ontology annotation, molecular function: histone H3 acetyltransferase activity; protein binding. Gene Ontology annotation, biological process: positive regulation of transcription by RNA polymerase II; chromatin remodeling. The record is from RefSeq and is a predicted model, not a curated record. The coding region runs from base 156 to 1958 and encodes 600 amino acids. The transcript has 14 exons. Lineage: Eukaryota; Viridiplantae; Streptophyta; Magnoliopsida; Malpighiales; Salicaceae. Gene Ontology annotation, cellular component: histone acetyltransferase complex.